AUGUAUCAACGAGUUUACAAAUAUUUAAAGCUGUUUGACUCAAAAAAGUUUCAAGAACUUGAAAAUUUUCAGUACAUUGGCACCCUUGAGGAUACUGACAAACAAUGUCUAGAAACUAUAAUAAAGCAUUGUGGUACACCAAAUCCAACAUGGAAAGAAAUACGCCAUUUUGUUUGGUUUUUGAACAAUCAGCUCAGUGCUUGUGAACAAUCAAAUGUAAUCAGAACUGUUAAAGGACUUAAAGAAUUCACAGUCAAGUUUAUGAUUGAUAUGUCACGUGACUUUGCAACAUCAUCGAUGCCUACUGGAGAAGGAAAUGAAGACAUAAUUAAACAACACAAUCCCAGACAAAAUUGGGAACACAACCUUCAUCCUUACUUAUUCUUUAACAAAAGCAGAAAGUCAGUCACACAUGUGGGACUGGCACUAAAUGGAUCAGAAGUUGUCAAUGAAAAAUCACACUAUCAAUGCAAAUUUUCUAUGAAAAUAUCUCCAGAAGUUGAAAGAUUUUUGUCAGUGAAAGUAAAUGUUCCACAAAUUUUUCAGCAAAAAAUAGGGAAUGUGUCUGAGAGGAGUAGUAAUGAAGGUUAUAUGCUACUAAAGCGUUUAGUGAAUUUUAUGAACAUUCCAAUUGAAGAUGGGAUGGAAAUUAUUUCUCCAGACGAGAACUAUGUUCUCACACAAGAUAACCUUACCAAGAUCAUGGGUAUUCAAACUCGAUUUAGGUGCCAGAUUCCAGUUGUAUUAAUGGGAGAAACAGGUUGUGGUAAGACUCAUCUCAUUCGCUUUAUGUGUAAAGUUGCUGCAUAUCGAAAAAAUAUUAAGAAUAACAUGUUUAUAAUGAAGAUUCAUGGAGGUACAACAGAAGAAGAUGUCAUAAAAUGUUUAGAAAAGGCUGAGUUUGAAGCAUUAAAAACAAAUAGAACGAAAAAAGUUGAUACUGUAGUAUUCUUUGAUGAAGCUAACACUAGUGAUGUUAUCAGUUUAAUUAAAGAGAUCAUGUGUGAUGGAAAAUGCAGAGGCAAGCCAGUGCCACCUUUUCUUAAGUUCGUAGCAGCUUGCAAUCCUUAUAGAUGCCAUUCAGAAGCAAUGAUAAAACAAUUAAAAGGUGCUGGUCUUGGAUGGAAAGACAAAGAGCCUUCAAAAGCCACUGAAAAAUUGGGAGAAAUACCAUUAAGAGACUUGGUUUAUAGAGUACUACAAAUUCCUGAUAGUUUAAAAGCCCUCGUUUAUGAUUUUGGAAAAUUAGAUAGCAACACUGAAAGAGACUAUAUUUAUCAAAUUGUUUAUAGCAGACUCAGAAAAGAAAUAAAUGGAAGGGAAAUACCUGCCAUUGCUACUGUUCUUGCAGAAUGUCAAAAAUAUUUAAAAGAAAAUGAGGAUGAAUGUAGUUUUGUUAGCCUUCGUGAUGUAGAGCGUGCAAUGAUAUUCUUUAAGUUUUUUCACAAUGAGUUUAUUGUUUUAUUUCCUGUCCAGAAAAAUGAAUCACGAAUAACUGAGUCUUUAUUAUUGGCACUUACUGUGUCAUACUUUGCUAGACUUGACUCACAAGAUGUUGAUGGCACUAAUGCUAGAACAAAGUUUGAAGAUCAUAUUUGUAAAGUUAUAUCUAGAUCAAAUGAGUUAAAGAGAUUUUCAGCGUAUGACUUUAGAUUAAUGCUGUCUCAGUAUCAGAAUAAGUUACUUGAUUGUAUGUCUAUUGAAGAAAAUAUAGCAAGGAAUGCAGCAUUAAAAGAAAACUUGUUUAUGAUGUUUGUGUGCAUUCAGUUACGUAUUCCACUGUUUCUAGUUGGGAAACCUGGUAGCUCAAAAUCACUAGCAAAAACCAUAAUUCAAAUUUCAAUGAGAGGACAAAAUUCUAAGAAUGAAAAACUGAAACAAUUUAAUCAUGUUCAUCUUCACUCCUAUCAGUGCAGUGAAUUAUCAACUGCUGACAGCAUCAGGGAUGUAUUUGAUGCUGCCGUAAAAUAUCAAAAAAAGAGAAGGGAAAAAGACAGAUCCUUUGUGUCAGUUGUGGUAUUGGAUGAGGUUGGGUUGGCUGAAGCAUCUCCUUUUUUACCAUUAAAGUCUUUGCACCCACUUUUAGAGGAUGGAACAGAAGGAACUGGUAGUACUGAUGAGCGUGUAAAUAGAGAAGAUCGUGUAGCAUUCAUUGGCAUAUCCAACUGGGCAUUGGAUCCAGCUAAAAUGAAUAGAGGCAUUUUAGUCAGGAGAAGUGAGCCAACUAUCAAAGAUCUUACGGACAGUGCAAAGUUUGUAUGA
This is a messenger RNA of Amphimedon queenslandica, 2262 nucleotides long. Its product is annotated as E3 ubiquitin-protein ligase rnf213-beta-like. The coding region runs from base 1 to 2262 and encodes 753 amino acids. The record is from RefSeq and is a predicted model, not a curated record. The transcript is spliced from 15 exons. NCBI's taxonomy places the organism in Eukaryota, Metazoa, Porifera, Demospongiae, Haplosclerida, Niphatidae. Gene Ontology annotation, molecular function: ATP hydrolysis activity; ATP binding; ubiquitin-protein transferase activity.